Messenger RNA from Habropoda laboriosa, 2496 nucleotides. RefSeq lists its product as uncharacterized. NCBI's taxonomy places the organism in Eukaryota, Metazoa, Arthropoda, Insecta, Hymenoptera, Apidae. The transcript has 10 exons. The record is from RefSeq and is a predicted model, not a curated record. Bases 1 to 2496 code for a protein of 831 amino acids.
AUGGAUAAAUAUCAGCAUAUAAGAACAUUCAUAUCGGCAGUUUUGGAAUAUAUUAAACAUCCGAGUGAAACAACAGCUUCAGUUUUACAACGAAAUCUUGGGGUGAUAAGCGUAUCAUUAGAUUUGAGCAUAUUUGACCCUGGAACUAGCAUAGCAGCAGAAUUCUAUGUUAGUCUGCAUGAGCUUAUGAAUUCUUUAGCUUCUAGAACUACUUUGAUUUGGAGUACUGUUGAUGUCUUACAAAAUGCUUGUCGUAAUGCUGCUGCUAGACAAGCUCUUAUUCAUACAUAUAAAUUUGCUCCCAUAUUGGCAAGAUUAUUGGAGGCAAAUUUAACAAGUGAAAAGAGAAUACGAGUAUUAAAACUACUUCAAGAAUUGACAUAUGGCAUAAAAAUUUCUUGGCAAGAAGCUCAUUUACCUUAUUUAGUAUCAACAUUAACACAAUGGGUAACACAGUCCAAAGAAGAAAACAUUAUUGCACUUUCUUUAGGUGUAUUAGUAAAUCUUUGUUAUAAAAAUCUUCCUGCAGUAUACACACUAAUGAGGACAAUUGAUACAAAAGCAUUUAUACGAACAUUAUUAAAACUGCAACAUUGCAGUGUUAAUACCAGUGUACAGUGCUGUAAACUUCUAAUUAUAUUAGAACAUACCAAUACAAAUAUUUCAGAAAAAUAUAUUUUGGACUUUGCUGCUGUCACAUUUAGCAGUCUUAUUACUGCCAUGAAACAAAGAGAUGUUUUGUUGCUAAGACACAUUAUAGAUUUCUUUGAUGAUGUUGGGCAAAAGGAACAUUCUCAUUCUGUAUUACUUUCAUACUCAUACUACCAUAGAGAUGUACAAAAUGUAUUACAAACAUUGGAAGAUAAUGCAGAUCCAGAAUGUGUUGCUCUUAUGAUGGAAUUUUUGUCAUCAUUAAUAAAGCUGAAAUUGUCAGCUUUAGUACCUUUAUAUGCUUUAUGUGUAAAAACUGCCAUGACCUGGGUACCUGUAGAACAGGUAUGUUCCAAAGCAUUAGCUUUGAUAAGAGUUACAGUAAUUGAUGCAAGACGUACUAAAAUAUCGUCCGAAGUGCUGGCAGAAUUAGAUGCUUCAGUGUUAAUGCUCAUAAUAAAUUCAGAAAAUGAUGAAGUUCAAGAAAAGUGUGAAUUAACUUUAGAAACAGAAACGAAAUUAGCAGAAUUGAUGCAGUUAUUUCAAGAAAUGGUUAAAACUUCUACACUUAGAACAAAAAUAAUGCAAUCCUUGAAUGAACAAACGAUAUGUAAAUUAUUAAGUCCAAUGUUGGAUUCUGAAACAUGUGCAUCUAGUGAUUGGCCAGGGAAUUUUAUUCAAAAUCCUACUACAAAUCUAUGUAUUCAUGCAUUGGCUUUGAUUGCUGACUUAGCAGCUCAUAAUUCUCAUUGGUUAACAUUAUAUUCUGAGUUACUUCGAAAGAAACCAAUUCAAAUGACAAUGGCACAUGCAUUAUUGACUGGGGAUGCAGAUGUUAAACAAAAAGUUCUGCAGUUAACAUCCACUGUGGGAUUUCCCCAAGAAUGUGUUUCCGCGGUGGCGUUUUGUAUGAAGCAAUGGGAACCUCUGAUAUUGGUACAAAGUACUUCUGGUGUGGUAACAACUAUUGGAAGUAAAAUAUCCUUGAAUUCAAACAACGAAAUGGCUCCACUUUUCUCUUUCGCGCAAGAAGAACGACUUGAUGCAUUUCUAGCAACAUUAAAAAGAGCUUAUGAGUCAAAUCAAAGUGGUGACAUUACAACAUCAGCAGUGAUGGAAUUGUACGAAUAUAAAUUAGCAGCCAUGAGACAUGCAGAGAGGGCUAUGCAAUCCAGUUUAGAAGCAGCAAAUAAUCAUGGAACCAGUUUACAACAUAGGUUGGCACAAGUAGUGGCUGAAUCAAGUCGUUUACAUCAACUGUUGUUUGACACACAACAAUGCUUAGAAGGAGUAAAAUCUACAUUAACAGUAAAGCUUGCUGAAGCAGAAGAACAAAGUAAAAAAGCAGUUGCAAUUAAGAAACAGGAAAUUGAAGGUCUGAAGAAAAUAGUAACAGAAAAGUCUACUGAUAUUAACCAUUUAAAUGGAAUGCUUAUACAACAUAAGCACGAAUUAGAAAGUAAUAGUAAUAGGAUCGAAACGUUAACUAGAAAAAUAAAAGAAUUGGAAGUUGAAUGUGUGAAUGCAGACUUAAAAACCACAGAAAUGGUUAAUAAAAACCAUGAGCUGAGUAAACUACUUCACAAAAUGCAGGAUCAGUUACAUAAAAAAGAUCAGGUAAUAGAAUUAAAAACUGCAGAAAUUCAAUCUCAUCAAAAAGAUAUUUCUGCACUUAAACAAGAAACUCAACAGUUAUCACAAUUAGCGCACACAUAUGAAAAGAAUAUUGCAGAAAAAGAGGAAACACUUAAGAAAAUGAGAGCAGAUUUGAUAGAUUUAAGUCGUAUGCGAGAUAUGAUUUUCGAUCUUACUGCUAAGAAAAAGGAAGACUUAAACACGAGCUAA